Molecule: messenger RNA, 1049 nt
Organism: Saprolegnia diclina VS20
Lineage: Eukaryota; Oomycota; Saprolegniomycetes; Saprolegniales; Saprolegniaceae
Exons: 1
Source: RefSeq, a predicted model, not a curated record
AUGUACAAUGUCAUAUCGUACAUUGCACGAUACGUACAUCGUACGAGCAAAAGCUGGUUGCCAUCAUUCCUCGAUUUGCCCGAUGCGCUCGACCGACUUGUUCGUUCGGCCGCCGGCAGCGCCCCCCAAGAUUCAUCCGGACGCGCUCGUCAAGCCCCUCACCAAGAGUUCGAGCCUGAUCUAGCGGGGGCGUGCCCGACGCAUGGUCUUCUCGUUCUCAGGACGUCGCUCAUCAUCUUCACGGCGCUGAUUGUGGCCAACCGCGAUGACCCGCGCUUCCCGACCCAGCCGCGCGUGCAAUGGCUGCGCAUCACGUCUACCGGGUGGAUCACAUGCCCGCCCGCGCUCGACACGACCACGGACGUCGACAACGUCGUCUUUCGGUCGCCCUCUGGGACGCCGCUCCAACACAACCGCGUCGCUGUCCUGACCAAGACCUCGACGUCCAAGGGUCAUACGACGGAUAUCAACUUUGACGGCGCGACGCAAGACGAGCAUCCGACGCUCGCAAACGCCCUCGUGCUUUCCGAUCGCAAGGUCACGGUGCGCGGGCCUGUGCCGUCGCAUUGCUUCUGGCUGGACGCCGACAUGAUCUGCUACGCGAUCACGCUCGGUACGCUGGCCCACCAACUGGACUUCACGGACGUCAUUCGCGCAACCGCGCGGUCGUUUGGCGCAUUCAAGCUUACGACAGGGACGAUCGGGAGCUCAUCCGGCGGUGCUGCCAUGCGCUUGUUUUCUGGCUACUCGCCCUUCUUCAAGACGGUCUUGUCGAGCUCCAAGAAGAACAACAACAGAACCAAGCGCCAGAAGGUCCAACACGACGAAGCGGAGGCAGAAGAAGCGGCGCUGCCCGCGGUCGACGAGUCGCUCGACAUCGGCGGCAUCCGCGACCUCGAGGCGCGCCUGGCCGCCAGCGAGGCCGAGCUCGAGACCGCUCGGAGCUCUCUGCUGCGCAUGAGCAUCAGAACGGACGCAGCGCUUUUCAAGACGCCGAGGAAAAGGCAGCGCCUCGACCAUUACUCGUCCCCUCGACAGGGAAUUUUGGA